AUGUCGACCGCCCUGAAUCUCGGCAAAGUAGUCCCCGUUCCACAAGCCAUCGAAUUGCAUUCCUCCAAUGCAAAUGUCAAGUUUGUGGACGGAUCUUGGUUCCUCAAAGAUCGCAAUGGUCGAGAAGAAUUUCAACAAGGUCCACGAAUUGCUGGGGCAACCUUUUUUGACAUUGAUGACAUUGCGACCAAAUACGAUUCUGGGUUGAAACACAUGAUGCCAUCGAAAAAGUUGUUUUCAGCAGCCAUGGAUGCGAUGGGGAUUUCCAAUGAGGAUCAUUUAGUGAUUUACGCAAGCAAGGAUUGCAUGUUUGUGCACCGUUCUUGGUUUCAGAUUCGGAAUAUGGGACAUCCCGACAAUCAAUGUCACUUUUUGGAUGGUUCAGUGGAAGAUUGGAAGAAUGAGGGUGGACCGAUUGAAGAAGAAGGUACUGUGCCCUCCAAUCCAAUAAUUUCGGUGGCAGAUUUGGAUUUGACAAAACCCACCAACUAUCAAGCAAAGGAUGCCAUGAAUAUUUUGGAUAUGGAAGACAUGAAGAAACAAAUUGAAUUGGGAGACAAGGCAGACUAUGACAUUGUAGAUGCAAGAUCGGCAGACCGUUUCUUUGGACGAGUGGAAGAGCCACGACCUGGAAUGCGGUUAGGGCACAUGCCUGGAGCCAAGAAUAUCUUUUUCUAUGAUAUGUUGAACCCCGAAAAUCCGCUUCAAUUCAAGCCCAAGGAAGAAAUGGAGGCAAUCAUUCAAGCUAGUGGGAUUGAUGUCACUUCGAACAAAAAGGUAGUGGUGAGCUGUGGAAGUGGAGCUACUGCUUGUGCCGUGGUGGCAGCAUUGGAGUUGUGUGGGAAGAGCCCUGAGGAAUGCUAUGUAUACGAUGGCAGCUGGUCCGAGUGGGGGGCAGUUCCGGAUACUCCAAUUGUAAAGGAGGGCUAG
This is a messenger RNA of Cylindrotheca closterium, 930 nucleotides long. NCBI's taxonomy places the organism in Eukaryota, Bacillariophyta, Bacillariophyceae, Bacillariales, Bacillariaceae. The record is from the annotation of a GenBank genome assembly.